AUGGCUUCAAGGACGUCUCCAUUCAAUUUGGCCACAUGUGCCCGUCCUAAUAUUUUGAAAUUGCAGCCCUAUCGUUGCGCAAGAGAUGACUACAAAGACGACGGCACAAACGUGCUUCUCGAUGCCAACGAGAAUUCUUAUGGCCCAGGAUUGGCUUUGAACAGUGAAGGCGCAUUGCAGACGUCCCAGACUGGCGAUGCGACAGGUGCUUCCAAGCCCGAGAUUGACUUCCUGGGCUUGAACCGUUACCCCGAUCCUCACCAGGCCGAGCUUAAGCAGCUCUUCUGCAACCUCCGUAAUACCCACCACCAUACACCCAAGACCUUGCGACCCGAGAACCUCUUCGUCGGUGUCGGAUCAGACGAAGCGAUCGAUGCCAUGCUCCGUUGCUUCUGCGUCCCUGGCAAAGAUAAGAUCCUAACAUGCCCUCCGACCUACGGAAUGUACAGUGUGAGCGCACAAGUCAAUGACAUCGACAUCGUCAAGGUGCCGCUGGAUGUGAACAACGGCUUCCACCUUCAGCCGGAUAAGGUCAACGAGGCGCUGUCCGCAGAUCCGUCCAUUAAACUCGCAUAUAUCUGCUCGCCGGGUAACCCAACCGCCAAUUUGAUCCGCAAGGAGGACAUUCGCAAAGUGCUGGAGCACCCGACAUGGAACGGAGUGGUCAUUGUGGACGAGGCAUACAUCGACUUCGCCGAGGAGGGCUCCAGCCUGGCCGAGUGGGUGAACGAGUGGCCGAACCUGGUCGUGAUGCAGACGUUGAGCAAGGCGUUCGGUCUCGCGGGUAUCCGUCUGGGUGUCGCCUACAGCAGCCCUGAGAUCACCAAGCUGCUAAAUAGCCUGAAAGCCCCUUACAACAUCUCCAGCCCGACGAGCGCCCUGGCAUCGGCGGCAUUAACGGGUCCCAACCUGGCCGUCAUGCGCCGUCACCGUGAGCAGAUCGUCGCCCAGCGCGACCGCCUGCUUCGUGAGCUACCGCAGAUCCCCGGUGUAAGCCGGUUCUUAGGAGGGUAUGACGCCAACUUCCUACUCGCGCAGAUCACCAAUGCAGAGGGCCGACCGUGCAAUGUCACCGCUCUAGCAGCUUACGAGGCAAUGGCGGAGAAGCGCGGCGUGGUGGUCCGAUUCCGGGGCAAGGAGCACGGCUGCGAGGGAUGUCUGCGCAUCACGGUCGGCACAGAGGCAGAGGUGACCAAGUUCCUGCAGGAGCUCCGGACCGUGCUGGCCGGGCUGCACGGCGGGGUCGGCAUUCAGUCACUUCGGGACGAGGCGAAACGGGAGGAUGCGGCGGCUGCGGUGGUUGGGUGA
Molecule: messenger RNA, 1308 nt
Organism: Penicillium maclennaniae
Lineage: Eukaryota; Fungi; Ascomycota; Eurotiomycetes; Eurotiales; Aspergillaceae
Product: histidinol-phosphate transaminase
Exons: 3
Coding region: 1-1308 (435 amino acids)
Biological process (GO): L-histidine biosynthetic process
Molecular function (GO): pyridoxal phosphate binding; L-histidinol-phosphate:2-oxoglutarate transaminase activity
Source: RefSeq, a predicted model, not a curated record